AUGGCAACGCUGGCAGGGCUGAGCAGGAGUGGUAAGAGUUGUACGGAGAGAUGGAAUAACCAUCUGGAUCCUAAUGCCAAGAGAGAGAACUUCUCCCAGAGGAAGACGACGCCAUCAUCUGCUUCCAGACGCUCUAUGGGAAUAGGGCGAACCGAUAAUGAUGUGAAGAACCGCUGGUACAACCAUUUGAAGAAGAAGAAGAAGAUUGGGAGAAUCUCACAAGAAAUCGCCAACUCUUGGUCCACUUCUGAAUUAGUAUACCCAGAAUUUGCAGGGGAAUAUCUUAUGAGUGAUGAUGAGAUUAUCCAUCACUCUUUCGGGGGAGAUUACUUUUGA
Molecule: messenger RNA, 336 nt
Organism: Vitis riparia (riverbank grape)
Lineage: Eukaryota; Viridiplantae; Streptophyta; Magnoliopsida; Vitales; Vitaceae
Product: transcription factor MYB58-like
Exons: 3
Coding region: 1-336 (111 amino acids)
Biological process (GO): regulation of stomatal movement
Source: RefSeq, a predicted model, not a curated record